Messenger RNA from Suncus etruscus (white-toothed pygmy shrew), 2846 nucleotides. It is a transcript of the gene PARP12, whose product is annotated as poly(ADP-ribose) polymerase family member 12. NCBI's taxonomy places the organism in Eukaryota, Metazoa, Chordata, Mammalia, Eulipotyphla, Soricidae. Gene Ontology annotation, molecular function: metal ion binding; NAD+ poly-ADP-ribosyltransferase activity. The coding region runs from base 1 to 2787 and encodes 928 amino acids. The transcript has 13 exons. The record is from RefSeq and is a predicted model, not a curated record.
AUGUGUGUGAAGGGGCUAGAGACGUUGGCGCCUCAAGUGAGACACCGGAAGUACGUGCAGCUCCUCAGCAGCCGCCUCGCUUCCCGCUCUCGGCUCUCCCGUCGGAAGAACCAGGAUCUCGCGAGAUUACAAGCCACCCCUUCUAUAGGGAGACGCCGGAAGUGCCCGCAGUCAGUGCCUCAGGAGCCGCGUCUCGCAGCGCCGCGCCUCGCCUCGCCUCCCGCCCUGGAUCCUUCCGUCGAGGGGGCGAGCCAGCCCGCCGCCGGCCGUCUAGACGCGCUCGUCCAGCCGCUCCCCGGCGUCGUCCACCGGCCCCGCAGGCAGCGCCUCCGCCUCGCCCUGGCGCAGAAAGCGGGCGCCAUGAAGCAGGCCGCGGUGUCCCCGGCGGCGUCGGCGUCGACGGCGGCGUCGGCGUCCGGGGGCGGCCUCGGCGGCGCGGCGGCGGCGUCGGCGCUGGACGCGGCCGGGCUCGGGUGGCUGUCCGCCGCCUCGGGCUUCUGCCGCUCGGCGCGCGUGGGCCCCGUCGGGGCGCCGGCCGGGCUGGGCGGGGCGGCGGCGGGCGCGGGCGCGGCCUGGGGCUCCGGGUCGCUGGGCAGCUUUCGGUUUCGAUUCGCGCCGCCGCCGCCGCCGCAGCCUCCGCCCCCGCCGCCGCCUCUGCCGCCUCCCUGGAGCCCGGGCAGCGGCUGGUGGGCCGCGUCGCUCCCCUUCAGCAUGAGCCUGGGCGCCAACCCCGCCGCGACGCUGCGCGAGGCCACCCAGGCGCUGUGCGCGGCCCACGGCGCCCUGCGCCUGGACGAGCUGCGGCGCCGCGUGUGGGACCGCGACGCCCUGGAGAGCCUGCUGCGCGAGGGCGACCGCCUGGUGCUGGCGCGGCGGCGCGCGGGGCCGGGGCCGGGGCCCGGGGCGGAGGCGCGGGCCGGGCCCGAGCUGGUGGUGGUGGCCGCCUCGCCCCUGCGCCUGUGCCGCGCGCCGCAGGGCCCCGGCGGCGGCUGCCCGGGCCACUGCGACGAGCUGCACCUCUGCAAGUACAUGGUGUACGGCGCUUGCAAGUUCCAGCGGGCCGGGAAGGAGUGUAGGAACUGCCACAGCUUGACUACGAGUCACAACACAGGUGUGCGGAUAUGCCAUGGUGUGGACCACCUCAACAUCAACGAACUCCGCCAGCUCUUAUAUCAGAAUGACCCCUGGCUUUUGCCUGAGAUCUGCUUACAUUACAACAAAGGAGAUGGGCCCUAUGGCUCUUGCACUUUUCAGGAGAAGUGCAUCAAGCUCCACAUCUGCCAGUAUUUCGUACAGGGCCAAUGCAAGUUUGGCAGCAGCUGCAAGAGAUCUCACAGUUUCUCAUGUCCUGAGAACCUGGGCAAGCUGGAGAAGCUGGGCAUGAGCUCAGACCUGGUGAGCAGGCUACCUUCCAUUUACCAGAAUGCUUACGACAUCAGGAAUAAGAAGUCCAACCUCAGCAGAAGUCUACUAGACCUCCACGGGAUCUCAGAAAGAAGAGACAACUUUGGUUCUGCACCCCCAAGCACUCCUAAGAAAGGGGAGGUUGAGGAGAUCUGCUUGUACCACAUCCUGAAAAAUUGUAGCUUUCAAGAUAAAUGUAACAAGGUUCAUUUCCACUUGCCUUACCGAUGGCAGUUCUUGGAUGGCAGCAAGUGGAAGGAUCUUUACCAGAUGGAGUCUAUUGAAGAGGCCUAUAGCAAUCCCCAAAAGGACAGGAUCCUGUGUUCUGAGUUUGCCAGAAUUUUUCACAUGGACUGUCUGAACUUUAACUCCAUGAAGUUUGGCUCUGCCCAGGUUCGUCGCCUCUCCACUGCCUCAUCAGCCAUCAAACCGCCAUAUUUCGUCCUCACCACCGAGUGGCUGUGGUAUUGGACCGAUGAAUCUGGGGCUUGGCAGGAGUAUGGAAAGCAAGGCACGAAGCAUCCUGUGACCACCAUAAACAGCAGUGACUUGGAGAAGGCCUACCAGGCAUUCUGUGAGCCUGGCUCUGGUGCUCAGGUUGCCACGCUGAAGUUCCAGGCUGGAAAACACAAAUAUGAGCUGGACUUCAAAGAUUUUGUUCAGAAAAACCUGGUAUAUGGCACCGUGAGGAAGGUUUGCCGCAGACCUAAAUAUGUAUCCCCCCAGGAUGUGAAGGGGAAGCAGACCUGUCAUGUCAAAUUCUGUGGCCCAAAGAGUAUUCCAGACUAUUGGGACCCCUCUGCCUUGCCGGACCCUGGCUUUAAGAAAAUCACUCUGAGUUCGUCCUCUGAGGAAUAUCAGGACGUCUUAGCCCUCUUCAAACAAACACUGCCCAACUAUUCUGUCCAGAAGAUCAAGCGCAUCCAGAACCUGGCCCUCUGGGAAGUCUACCAGUGGCAAAAAGCACAAAUGCAGAAGAGAAAUGGAGGCAAGACAGUGGAUGAGAGGAAGCUGUUCCAUGGCACUGAGUCCACUUUGGUUAAUACUAUCUGCCAGCAGAACUUUGACUGGAGGGUCUGUGGGCUUCACGGCACUUCCUUUGGCAAGGGGAGCUACUUUGCCCGAGAUGCUGCCUACUCACAUCACUACUGCACCCCAGAAGAUAAGCACUCCUACACCAUGUUCCUGGCACGGGUGCUAGUGGGCGAGUUCAUCCGUGGGAGCCCCUCCUUUAUGCGCCCCCCAACAAAGGACAACAAGGAUGUUUUCUACGACAGCUGUGUGAACAGUGUCUCUGAUCCCUCUAUCUUCGUGGUCUUCGAGAAGCAUCAGGUGUAUCCCGAGUAUAUCAUCAAGUACACAGUCUCCAGCAGGUUCCCAUAGCCGGCCCCACUCGCACCUUUCAGGGUCUCCCUGGCCUCUUUCUUUGGAGGGCAUCAGUG